This is a messenger RNA of Prorocentrum cordatum, 343 nucleotides long. Lineage: Eukaryota; Dinophyceae; Prorocentrales; Prorocentraceae. The record is from the annotation of a GenBank genome assembly.
UGCCGCGAGUCGGCCGACGCGGGCAAAGGGGAAGGGCAAGGAGAGGGGCCGCGUGCAGGGCGAAAAGCGCACCGACAGCAAGCUGGUGGGCGACGAGGUGAUGGAGGGACUCGAGGAGAUGGACGCCUCCGAGAUAGCGAUGCUCUUCCCCGUCGCGCUGAAGCUGCUGCUGAACUUGGGCGUCCGCACCCGGCAGCAGGAAGCCGUGGCGCUGAUCGCCCUCGUCGCGCUGGUUGGUCUGCAGCCGGUGCUGCUCGCCCGUCAGCGGGUCAAGGGCUGGGUCGAGGUGGUCCAGAAGGCUCGCGCCGAGGCGAAACCCGAGGUCGAGAUCGCCAAUCACGGC